AUGAGAAGUUUAAGCAAGAUCUUAUUUAGGCGUCCUCAACUUUGGCUGUCACGAGUUACACCUGCUUUGGGUUAAAAGUCAAUGUUUAAAUACAGUGCAAGUAUGAAUUGUACCAAUUGUUUAGAUUCAAACCAUUUCUUAAAUAGCAAACUCAAAACCAUUCCCUUGCAGAAUUAUAAGGCAGAUUAGAGUGAAAUAGAUUCUAAAGUAGAGCCCACUGAUUUCUGUCUCUUUAGUUCAAUUCAGCCGAUCUUUCCCAAUAAUCCCAUGAAUUGUCAGAUCAAAAUCGGAAAUUUGAAACGAAUCACCAAGCCACUCCUAUACUCCAUUAUUUCCCCUGACAACGGAGAGAUUUUCACUAUUGGCAUAGCUUUGAGUAAAUCAGUCGAAAAAAAUUUAAAUGCCGAAUUAAAACUCUUAGAAUAACGAGAUGCGAAUGGUAACAUUUUGAUUAAUGAUCCAAUAAGCAACACAUUUAAUUUAGAUAUAAUAUCAAAACAAGUAUGAGACUAAAAUAUUUAGAAAAAUUAUCGAUUCAAAAUAACUAAAAUAGAAAUGACACCCGACGGAAUAUUUGCUCAAGGAGUACCGUAUAAAGAUAGACCAUUAACAUAAGCAGAAUAAAUAAUCGAUAUCCAACACGAAAUUCGUAUGGUGAGUUCACUUGUACAAUAAAUAAGGAAAUUAGCCUAAUAUGAUAGAGUUGAAGUAUUAUCAGAAGUUAAGUAUUCCCUAUUGGAUUCUAGUGAAAAACUCACUCCCAAUUAGGUUGACGAAUUAGUGUUCUAAAUUGCCGCGGGUCUCUCCAAAUUAUUCACAAACAACCUGAAAAUGAAUACAUCCAAUUUUGUUUAACAAUUAUUGGAGAGUCAAACAUACAUUGAUAGACUCUUCAUUCUUAGGAAACAGUUGGAGAAUAUUUCAGGAGUACUUGAUCUAGUGAACAAGCAUUUCAAGGAGGCAGACUCCUCUCUAUUGAAGUUACAUCAAUAAACUCUAGCCAAAUUAGCAACUGAAUACAUUCGAUAAAACUAUUUGAAGGACGCUUCUCAAUCUUAAUAAUAAGGAGGGACUGCUGGAUCCUAAUAACUUGGUGGUGAUAAGGUACAUGUUUCUACAAUUAAUUUAAAGUAAUCAUCAUUAGUAAAAAAGUACUACGAUAAAUUAUCAUUAAUUACUGAUGAAUCCUCAAGAGAAAAAGUUAAACGAGAAAUCGAAAGAUUCAGUUUAUUAGAAAAACAGAGCUCAGAAUUUCAUAAAAUCAAUUCCUAUUUGGAUGAAGUCUUUAGUAUUCCGUUUCAAAAAUUUACAGUAAUCUAUUCAAAUGUAAGUAGCCUGUUCAAUGGGAUAUAUAAUUUGCAAAGGAUGUUCUUGACAAAGAAAUAGAAGGCUUAGAGAAAGUCAAAGAAAGAAUUAUUGAAAUGAUAUCAGUCAACAAAUUAAAGAAUGCAGGUUCUAAAGCUAAAGGGUUUAUUCUAUUGCUAAAUGGUCCCCCAGGAACUGGAAAGACAUCAAUAGCCAAGAGCAUUGCCAAAUCCUUAAAGAGAACUUCAAGAUUCAUUUCAUGUGCUGGAGUUGCAGAUCCAACUUUCUUCAAGGGACACAAACGUACUUACGUAGACUCAAUGCCUGGAGUGUUUAUCAGAGAAUUAAUCAAAUCUAAUACUAUGAAUCCUGUGUUCAUACUCGAUGAAUUGGAUAAGGUAUCGAAACAUCAUUCAGGCGGUGCUGAUCCUUAUUAUACCUUAUUGGAAAUCUUGAAUCCUGAGGAGAAUCACAAUUUCACCGAUCAUUACAUGGAUAUCAGUGUAGAUUUUUCACAUGUUAUUUUUAUUCUCACAUCUAAUGACACACUUUAAAUGUUAGAACCACUUAAAAAUAGAUUAGAAACUAUUGAUAUCUAGGCUUAUAUUUAAGAAGAGAAAUUACAAAUAGCCACCAACUUCUUGGUUAAUAAAAGCAUAGAAUCAAAUGGUAUCUAAUCCUAAAUGAUUAAAUAUGACGAAUAAGCCUUGACCAAAAUCAUUAAAGCCUGGUGCUACUAAGAAAGUGGAGUCAGAGAAUUAAAGAGAUGCUUAGAAAAGAUUGCAAGGAAACAUGCUACUAAUCUAUUAGCUGCCAAUCCUAAUCUCUGUGAUAAAGUUGAUGAAUUAAAUCAAAUCAUUUUUGAUCCUACAAGUUAAAGUUUAGACUUAACUAAGGAUCAAAACUUAGAAUUGAUAUCUUAAUAUUUAGGUCCUCCUGUUUUUGAUAUCCAAUUAGAACAAAGAUCCAUUAAGAAAUUUCCACCUGGACAAGUCAACAUUUUGACAGUAGGCGGAAUGAUUGGACAUGUUUUAACUGUUGAAAGUUGUUUUGAUUUGAGUGAAACAGAAAAGAAGGGUUCAAUAUAAGCCUCAGGAAAUAUCAAAUUAGUUUUAUAAGAGUCUCUUAAGCUAGCCAAGAUAAAUGCAUUUAAAUUCUUGAAUGAAGAACUAAAACUAAAAUUAUAGAACUCUGCAAUUCAUAUGCAUUUCACAGAAGGAGCCACUCCAAAAGAUGGUCCUUCUGCAGGAACUGCUAUUACAACAGCUUUAUUAAGUUUAGUUAUGAAUGUUGUUGUGCCCAGUAACUUAGGGAUGACAGGAGAAAUAUCAUUAAAUGGAUAAGUUUGUAAAAUAGGUAUUUAAUACUUUAAUUAAUAGGUGGACUAUAACAAAAAUUGAUUGCUGCAAAGACUCUGGAUAUUGUUGACAUCAUUCUUCCAUAUGCUAAUUUAGGGGAUGCAUUAAAUUUACCACAACAACUCAUCAAAGGCCUAAACUUAUACUUUGUCACAGAUUACAGACAAAUUUACGAAUUGAUAUUCGAGCAACAGAUGGCUAAUAAUAAUUAUACAAUUAAUAAAAUUAAAAAUGGAGUAUAUGAAACAGAUUAAAAUGGAACUAAAGAACAAAUAUAAUGUACAAUUAAUUAUUGA
Molecule: messenger RNA, 2959 nt
Organism: Paramecium octaurelia
Lineage: Eukaryota; Ciliophora; Oligohymenophorea; Peniculida; Parameciidae
Source: the annotation of a GenBank genome assembly